Molecule: messenger RNA, 702 nt
Organism: Didymodactylos carnosus
Lineage: Eukaryota; Metazoa; Rotifera; Eurotatoria; Philodinida; Philodinidae
Source: the annotation of a GenBank genome assembly
AUGACUGUGACUGAUGCGUAUGAUGCGACUAUUGCCCAAAAGCUUAUACAUGAAUUACACGAGUAUGUAACAUCGCAGCUGACAACAGUUCAUCUAUUGAAACCAACUAAGCGCUUGCAGCGGCUGUUGAAUGAAGCACAAUCGCUAUUAAUUGCAACAAAAUUAUUCAAUGAAUAUAUAACGUACACACAGACGAAACAAUUGUUCCAUCGUCUUCUAUUGCCUCCUGGUAUAACCGAAGAACAGCUGGUACAAUUCAUGUUACCAAUUCGAACAUUAGCCCAGCAUUUGCCUGAUAUUGAACUAGUCGUAUUUUUUGAUGAGUUCAGUACAUCAUCGUGUUUAGGGUUAUUUCAUGAAAUGUUCAUAGAUCGGACGAUUCAUGGACAACCACUAGCAGAUAAAAUCUUUUUUACAGCCGCAAUUAAUCCAUACAUAAGUGUAGCGAAUGCCAACAGCAACAAUAAGAAUAAUGACGAUUCAAUUGCACACCGUCUAGAUUACUUAGUUCAUCAAUUAUCUCAAUCACUGGAACACCUAAAAUGCCGUUAUGGUACUCUAUCCAAUAGUCAAUUGCAUGAUCAUAUCAAACAAAAAAUCCAGAUGUUUCAGAAAAACGAAAAUAAACAACAGCAGAUGCCGUUGGACAGCUAUGUUCAAGAAACUGUUUGUGAUGCUAUAUUAAAUGCACAAGACGUUUAG